Molecule: messenger RNA, 1134 nt
Organism: Blumeria graminis f. sp. triticale
Lineage: Eukaryota; Fungi; Ascomycota; Leotiomycetes; Helotiales; Erysiphaceae
Source: the annotation of a GenBank genome assembly
AUGUCAUAUUUAUUGCGCCCUGCUUCACGAAUUAUCUCGUCAAAUUCAUAUAGAUCCGUUUCGGCGCGAUGCUCAUUCCAAUCGCUCCCUAGACUAUGUGCUUCAGCAACUCGAAGCAGAGGAUACGCGAAAGAAAGUGGUGUGAAGGAAUAUACUGUUCGAGAGGCUUUGAAUGAAGCUUUAGCGGAAGAGUUAGAGCUAAAUCCCAAAGUUUUUGUUCUGGGCGAGGAGGUGGCACAGUACAAUGGUGCAUACAAAGUCACCAAAGGUCUACUGGACAGAUUCGGUGACAAAAGAGUAAUUGACAGUCCUAUCACAGAAUCAGGGUUUUGCGGCCUCACAAUUGGAGCUGCUCUGGCCGGUCUAGUUCCUGUCUGUGAAUUCAUGACCUUCAAUUUUGCCAUGCAAGCUAUCGAUCAAAUUGUAAACUCGGCUGCGAAGACUCACUAUAUGUCCGGCGGUAUUCAACCAUGCAACAUCACAUUUAGAGGACCAAACGGUUUUGCGGCCGGUGUCGCAGCCCAACAUUCACAAGACUACUCGGCAUGGUACGGCUCAAUUCCUGGGCUCAAAGUCGUAAGCCCAUGGUCGGCCGAGGAUGCGAAAGGUCUCUUAAAAGCGGCUAUACGUGACCCAAACCCUGUUUGUGUUCUCGAAAACGAACUCCUUUACGGCCAGUCCUUUCCAAUGAGUGAAGCUGCUCAGCAAGAUGACUUCGUUAUUCCGUUUGGAAAAGCCAAGAUUGAACGUGUAGGGAAAGACUUGACCAUUGUCAGCCUUUCUCGAUGUGUUGGACAAUCUAUGAUUGCAGCUGAAGCCUUGAGCAAAAAAUACGGCGUUGAGUGUGAAGUAAUCAAUCUACGCUCAAUUAAACCUCUUGACGUUGAAUCAAUCAUUAAUUCAGUAAAAAAAACACACCGACUCUUGGCCGUUGAAUCUGGAUUCCCAGCAUUUGGUGUUGGUGCCGAAAUUCUUGCACUAACGAUGGAAUACGGUUUCGACUAUUUGGAUGCACCAGCUCAAAGAAUAACUGGAGCCGAUGUACCUACUCCAUAUGCUCAGGGCUUGGAGGACCUAUCCUUCCCUAAUGAAACUCUAGUCGAAAAUUUCGCUAAAAAAUUACUGAAAAUAUAA